UGCCUGGUAACCAAAAGUCGAGAGGCAGGCUGUGGGCAGGCUCCCAGGGGCUGAAAGCAAGAGCAGGAAGAGUGCGCGGUGCUCUUGCCCCUUGCUGGAGGACGAGCGCUCCCUGCCCAGGGCACAGCUUGUGCCAGGAUUCUUUGCCUGCCGGGAAGCAGCGCCUGCUCAGGAGGCAGAAGCUGAUGCAUGUUGUGCUUCAAGGACCCCAACCCCACGCACGACUGUUUCAGCUUUCCUAGACUUUUUUUUUUUGCUUUGCAUCCAUCCCAUCCUGUGAUAGCAAGAGAGGAGCCCUCUACCUGCAGAUGACCUGACUUGGUCCAUCCCACCCCCAGGCCAGGUGAGAUGUGUGUUUGGAUCACUGAGAAAGUGCUUCUGGCUGAAAUUUUGGGAAGGGUUUAGGAUGGCAAACCAAAGGGAGAAUGGGGAUGGCACUCACCUGGGAUCCUGUGGCUGGGAGACAGCUCAGCGUCCCUUCUUGGCUGGCUGUUCCAUUCAGAUCUCCUUGAAUUACAUGGAGACGUGCUCAGGAGGAGGAGGAGGGAUGUCCAUGACUUGGGGAAGGGGCAGGACCCCCGUCCCUGUUGCUGAUACCAGGUGACUGGUCCCUCCAUGGCAGCUGUGCUGAACCUCGGGAGGGUGUUAGUGCCACCCAACAGAAUAGUGCCCAGCGGCAGAAAGGCAACACCUUUCCCAGCUGCCUUAAUUUCUCAUUCUUGGCUGGAUGAUUUAUGUGGGAAGAUGAAAAGUUAAACCUCAGCUGGUAGUCCUAAACUGUGCCCGUGUUUGAACUUUGCAGUUUGAGGAAAUACUCCGUAUCCUCAGGGCAGGCAAGGAAACUGCAUCGGCAGCACCGGUGCUUUACACAAGUUUUUAUUUUCUUGUCUUUGAUUUCCCUAAAUCACAGGAAAGCUGCAUAAUUUUUGCACGCGCCAGAGCCCCAGGCUCAGGCUGGGGAGGACCAGGAAUGGUUGGUGGGAGCAGCAUCCUCUCAGCAUCUUAUUAAGAGCCCCUGAAGGUCUGGUUUCUUUCCAGAAGACCUUACCUACUUGGCAACUGUUUUCUGCGCAGGUGUCAUUACCAAUUCUUCCUGCCUUACCCCAUGAACGUAAAAGCAAACAAAAGACAGCAGAAGUGAAUGAAAAGUAGUUAUCCAGCAAAUGUGCCAGGAGUGCUAGCAAUAUCACCCAGGUGAGGAGCUGAACCAUGUCCUUCGCACUCCAGGAUUCCUCCUGGGCAUUUGCUUGCAGAAAUAAAUCAAAGACUUGUAGACAGGUCUGGUUCGAAGAUGAGGUGCCUGCAAGAGUGUCAUUGGGGGAGAUGCAGGUUUUGCUGUCAGCAGAUGUUGCUUUUUUUUUUUUUUUAACCUCUCACUGCAGGAUUUUAUGAGCCUGACCAUGCAAAAGUCAGCUUGAAACUGUCCCUGCGUUGCUUUGCUUUGUCAGGCAGCCCCAUCUUCUCAGGUGGGAUCUGGGCAGCCUCCCGCCAGGGGAGACCUGGCCCUGCUGUGGCCCAGAGGGGGCAGAGUCCGGGCUGUGCUGCUUCCACUGCUGAUCCUACUGGGGGGACAGCAGGUUGAUUUAGUGCUGCGCCUGUCUGGAGCUGCUGCUGCUGCUGACUGUAAGCAGUCCUCACUCCUCUUCAGAGUGAAAAGUAUCUCAGAAAUACAGGUAUGCCUUUCAGUCGGCUUCCCUGAGCCGAGUGGGUGGGGAUUGAGGUGUGAUUUGGGAGACUGUGCCUCAGUUUCCCUGGUUGGAAAUCAAAGCUGCAGAGGCGCUGGGCUGUGGCCAGACAGGAUGGGUACUUGUUGCUUGCCAGGCUGGGGACACCCAUGGGUCUGGGGAAGGAGGAAUCAGGCCCGGGGCUCCAGAGCUGCUCCAGGGAGCUCUGGCCAAAGACAGAAGCUGGGGCUGGCCGUGCUGCACUGAAGCUGUACCAGGACUCCAAGGUGUGACCGUGGCCGAGAUUAGGGGUGAUGGGAAAGGCUGGCAGUCACACAGGGCUGGAGGUAAACGGAUCAAACAGCAAUCGGCAAGCUCAGCAAGGGGAGGCUUAGCUCAGCCCAGCGCAGAUUUGCUGCCUGCUGCCCCAGAUCCUCUGGGGUCGGGGCAGAGCUGCGGGUGGAGCAUCCUCAGCACAUCACCCUUGCACUGCCCCGCAGAGUUUCAGCAGCCCCAUCGCUGCUUGUCUGCACAUCCCUGUGCCUGCCUGCUUCUGGGCGAGACGACAGCCUUCCCUGCAGUGCAGCUGGGUUUGCGCCGACCGGUGAGUGCCUGGGGUCGCUUUGGCGACCAGGGAUUUUGAGGAUACUCAAACGUGUUUGAUUUUGGGGUUUUCUUUGCACCAUCCUGCACCAAAACCAGGCUGGCUGCUGGGAGCUGGGGCAUACGGGACAGCUGGGUGCUGGUAAUCCCAUUUGCAGGCAGCACUGAGCUAAUCCUUGCAGAGUCCUGAGCGGAUUGGGGUGGGUUUGGGGGUCAGUGGUGAGCUGCUGUGGCCAAGGGAGCCCACGCGUCCCUGGGGUGGCUUCUUGGGGAGGUGGCGGUGAGUGUGUGGGGGUAAGUGGCAGUGAUGGAGGCAAAGGACGUGGCUGGGGUUUCUGCAAGGCAACCUCUGCUCGUGGUGGUGGGGUUUGGUGCUAUGAAACAGAGCUAGAGGAUGAGCCAUGGCGGCGCACAAGUCCAGGGUGGGGAAGCGAUGGAACGGGUCCAUGGGGAGUGAUGCUGCAAGGGCAACAGAGAUGGGUAAUGUGGAGGGGUUUUAUAUGAUUCUGGAGGGAAGGGAAAUGCCAUGGUGUGUCCUGCUCUGAAUGGGGAUGACAGGUCUGCACUCUGCUUCUUGCUCUGAGGCUGGGACCCUGUGCCCGCUGUUGUGAGCCCGGCAGACCUGGCACAAUGGGCGGUGGCGCUGGCCGGUGCCAGCAACACGGGGGGAUCGCGUGUGGUUGCCAGCUUUUUGGUGCCAUCACAGGCAAAUCCUGACUGCUUAUUCCUGUUUCUCCCAACAACUAGAUUUUUGGGGACACAGAAGUGUUUCUGCCACUCUCUUGUUCGGAUGUGCCAGAACAGUCCUGGCCCCCCACUUUCCUUCCCAGGCCAAGCACAGGCUUAAGCUCCAGGCUUUUCCAGCUUCGCAAGCUGGUAUCAAAGGAGGAGGAGACCUUUGCUGUCAUGGGGGCUCACUUCAGUCCCGGGGGGGCUUUUUCUGAGCUUGUUUGGGCUCAGUGGUGUAAAUUGACCCUGGGCUUCUUUGGGAGCUGUGAUGGUCCUGAAGCAAAGGUGAAAAUGCUUCUGUGCCAUACAGUGCCACCACUAUUUCCUUGCCGUUCCUCUGGCAUUCUCAGCUUCUUAAUCCCUUAUAUCCAGUGGGAGGUAAAAGAUAAUUUCUUAAAUGGUUUCUGGUCAUCAGGCCUCCAGGGGGGUGUUUUACAGCCACCCUGUUCUGCUUUGGGGACAUGAGGGUCUCCAGGAGAGCUGAGCCUUCCCGUGGUGUGCCAGGGGCUGCAGGUACUGUGUGGGGUGAUGCUUCAUCCGCAUCCAAACACGCAUCUUGGACUUGUACAAGGCGGGGAUAAGCAAAGAGCUGAGAACACACGUCACCCCGUCUGUGAACCUUGACUCAUUAAUGUUUAAGAUGUCAGGCUUUGGGCAGCCCCCAGUGAAACACAUCGAGGGACAUGAAGACAUUCUUCAUGUCUGAAAGGUGAGGGGUUAAUGCAAAGUGCCCAGCACUGAGCAGCUUCCAGCCUGUAACCUGCUGUGUGGGGGGGGUUGGGGCCACGUGUUAACCUGGGGUCAAAGCUCCCAUGCAGGCUCCUGGCUGGGCUGGAUGGAGCUCAGGGAUUUGCUUUCUCUUGCCCCCUGUGGCUGCCUCCUGUGACCAACAACACGGGUGCCAUCCGAGAUGCUCCUGAGACUCUCGUUGAGCAGAGCAGGGUGUCUUUGGAGGGGCAUUUUGGGCAAAGCAGUGGUCUUUGGAGGGGCAACAGCAGAAGACAUCCCUAAUUUGAGCUGGGCUCUUGUCCUGUACCCAAGCAUGGGAACAUGCAGCAUCACUUGGCUCGCUGGUGCUGCAUCCCAGCCUGGAGUCACACCAAGAAGAGAUGGGGGGAUCCAAAACCAGUGAGCAAACAGAGCCUGGAGAGCUGAAUCCCUGCUUUGCCACAUCUUGUUUUUACCUACCCCAUCAACAUCACAGCGGCCAAAGCAAGUCAGUGCUGGCUGCCUCUGCCACCCUCCCCGGGGCCCCAGGUGAGUGCCUGCCCCAGUGGCCACCGUGGCUGAAAGGUGAUGGAGCAGAGUGGUUUCCUAAGGGCAGAACGAGUUGAUAAGUGUGUUGGGGUGUGAACUUGCCCAUAAACAAAUUCUACUCAAAUUACUGUUGUUUUUCACCCCUCAAUUGAAAACUGAGGGUAACAUAAAGGACUCUGAGCAGAGCAUCACAGUUCCUGUGAUCUAUUUGCUCUGGCUUCACAAGCACUUCUUGUGUGACACUAGCCAUUGAGGAUUGUGCAAAAAAAAUCCUAACUAAGCAGUUACAUUUGGGAAAAGCAAGUUUAACUAAGUCUGCGUGCUUAAAAUAGAGGGUGUAUUUUGCUCAUGAUAACAGCGAGAGGUCAGAGGCUGAGCGGGUUUGGUCUGGCUGUGCUGCAGUGCUGCAUUUCCCAAGCAGGACGUGGAAACAAAAGGACACUAAGGACCUUUUGGGCUGCCCUGGGCACAGCGUGAGCAGCUGAUGCACCCAGUGUUCCCCAGGGAACGUGCACCACUGCUACUGGCUUCUCGCCGGCUGGAGACCCCUCCUCGCUCCCCGCAGGCAGCUGGAUGCUGGGCUGGUUCGAGCGGGUGGUUCCGCAGCCCCCGCUGCCCCAUCUGACAGAGGAGACGCCCCCGGCCCCAGUUCAGGAACCCAAGCCAGCUAAGGCUCCGACAGGAAAGGCUGGUGGCCCUGGGGAUGCUGCUGAUCAUGCACACACCAAGGAAGUGGAAAAGAAGGUGGGAUUUGCGGUCUCUGAGGACCCAGGCUCUGUGUUUGAGAGCGUGGGGAGCAGUGUGCUCUCCUGGAUCUCCCAGGGACUGGAGAAGGUGAUUCCCCAGCCAGUCCCAGCCCCAGGGACACUGCAGCAGCUUGGGAAGAGCUUCGAGACAAGCAUUGAUGUUCCUGAUCAGACAGAGGUCCAGAUCCUCAAGGAUGAGGAAGAGGAUGCUCUGGAGAUAACCCCCUUCGAUCAGGAGGAUGAGCUGGAUGGCUAUGAGUCCGAGGCUGACUUAGAUACCGGCGAGAAGGAGUGGGCAGGAGCGCGGGUGCUCAGCUGGCUGGCACAGGGCUUCGAGAGGAUGGUGCCGCAGCCGGAGGUGCUGAAAAAGCCGGAGCCAGAGCCAAAGGAGCAGAAGUGCGAAGCGACAAUGGGAGGCACAAAAGGGACUAAAACCCAGGCAAAGGCAAAAAGCAGCGUUUCAGCCACCCAGAGCACACCGGGAGCAGUGGAGCCGGCGACAGCCAAGGGACAGCCAGAGCCGGCGGCCACCCUCAUCCCUCAGUCCCUGGCUGGGGACGGCAGCAGGAUGUUUGCCUGGUUUGUCCAGGGGCUGGAGAAGGUGAUGCCGCAGCCGGUGACCAGGGAGAAGCAGGAUGCACAGGGAGUGGCUGUGGCAACCUCGACUCCUGUGGAAGAAAUUCACAUUGUCCCCGGGGAACCCGAAGAGACCGACCUCAUCCUGGAAGAGAUCACUGAUGAGUGGAUUAACAAAGCCACCUGCGAGAUGAUGGCCUGGGGUCGUGAGGCUGAGCUGGUGACAGAUGCUUGUCUCCUUCCCCCCAUCCAGGAGGAACCUCAGGAAGAAGAAACCAGGCUGUGGCUGUGCUCCCUGAGUGCUGCCGAGGAGGAGGAAGAGGAAAAGGCGGAGGAGGAGGAGGAAGAGGAGGAGGAGAAGGCGUUGGAGGAGAGUACAGGAGCCCCAUCACCUUGUCUCACCGUUGACGAGGGUGUGGAUGGUGUCUACUUCACAGAGGAGGCCCUCAGGUUUGAGCAGCUGGAAGAAGCUGAGAUAAGUGAUCUGGAAGGUGCUUUCGUACAGGUGGAAGAGGAAACGGCUGAAGCUGCUGAGAUUGAUGCUGAAGGCUGGAGAUUUCUCUGCUCGUGCAGCCCUGCAGAGCACCCUGGUCUCACAGAGAUGGUAGAAAAGCACACGGCGCCUAGCAGCAUGGCCGCGCGCGCCCGAGACGUCGAGCUAGAUCGGCUGGUGCAUGACAAGCCGCUGGACGGCGGGGACACCUCCCCUCCCGGCCACGGCGCGCUAGAGCAGCUCCCCAAUGUCCCCAGCUACCGAGCCACCGCUGCCUGCCGCAUCCCUGUCCUUGUCACCAGCAAGCCCAAGGCUGGAGUUGUCAACCCCAAUUUUUGCAAUGAGGAGCAAUCCCCGCUAGGUAAUUACCCCACCCUGGGCGGCAAGGAUGCGGAUGGCGGAGGCGAUGCGGUGGAGGACGGUACCCACUUACCAGUGCCUGGCACUCCCAACGUGCUGGGGGUGCCUGGUGCGGCACCAGCAACCCCCAGGAGGAAGCUGCUGGCCCCAGCGGAUGCUCUAGCCGAGGGACUGGUGAUCCAGUCGCCCACCCGAGGGCUGCUGGGCUGGGACGAGGAGCAGAGGGAAAGCCUGCCCGAGCGCAUUGGGUCAGCCACGAGCGUGAGCAGCACCGUCAUCAACAACCGACUCCAGGAGCUGGUGAAGCUCUUCAAAGAGAGGACCGAGAAGGUGAAGGAGAAGCUGACUGACCCUGAUGUCACCUCGGACGACGAGAGCCCUACGGCAUCCCCGGCCAAGGCAGUGCCUGCGGCAGCACCAGUGCCUCCCCCGGCAGCAGAGCCGGAGGGGGACAAGCCGGGGGGGGAUGAGCACUACUGCGAGAUGCUGUGCUGCACCUUCAAGUACCGGCCCUGGCUGGACCGCCUGAAAAACUACCAGUUCCCCAGCAGCAUCGACCCUCUCACCAACCUGAUGUACGUGCUGUGGCUGUUCUUCGUUGUCAUGGCCUGGAACUGGAACUGCUGGUUAAUCCCUGUCCGCUGGGCUUUCCCCUACCAGACACCGGGAAACAUCCACUUCUGGCUGCUCGUGGACUACCUCUGUGACCUCAUCUAUCUGCUGGACAUCCUCGUCUUUCAGACCAGGCUGCAGUUUGUUCAGGGCGGAGACAUAAUAACUGAUAAAAAGGCCAUGAAAGAGAACUACUUGCGAUCACAACGCUUUAAGAUGGAUGUGGUCUGCCUCCUGCCCCUGGAUUUCUUCUACUUCAAAGUUGGUGUCAACCCACUCCUGCGUUUUCCUCGCUGUCUGAAGUACAUGGCCUUCUUCGAGUUCAACAACCGCCUGGAGGCCAUCCUGAGCAAGGCCUACAUCUACAGAGUGAUUCGAACCACUGCCUAUUUACUGUACAGCUUGCACGUGAACUCCUGCCUCUACUACUGGGCAUCAGCCUACGAGGGACUGGGCUCUACCACCUGGGUCUAUGAUGGGGAAGGAAACAGCUACAUCCGUUGCUACUACUGGGCAGUCAAAACCCUCAUCACCAUCGGGGGUUUACCAGAUCCCAAGACUCUGUUCGAGAUCGUCUUCCAGCUGCUGAACUACUUCAUGGGUGUCUUCGCUUUCUCUGUCAUGAUUGGGCAGAUGAGAGACGUGGUUGGCGCCGCUACUGCAGGGCAAACUUACUAUCGGAGCUGCAUGGACAGUACCAUUAAAUACAUGAACUUCUACAAAAUCCCUAAAACUGUUCAGAACCGGGUGAAAACAUGGUACGAGUACACGUGGCAUUCACAAGGCAUGCUAGAUGAGUCAGAGCUGCUGGUGCAGCUGCCGGACAAGAUGAGGCUGGACAUCGCCAUUGACGUGAACUACAACAUCGUGAGCAAAGUGGCCCUUUUCCAGGGUUGUGACAGACAGAUGAUCUUCGACAUGCUGAAGCGGCUCAGAUCGGUGGUCUACCUGCCUAAUGACUAUGUGUGUAAGAAGGGAGAAAUCGGCCGUGAGAUGUACAUUAUCCAGGCGGGACAAGUGCAGGUGCUGGGGGGACCCGACGGCAAAACUGUGCUGGUGACUCUGAAAGCUGGGUCUGUGUUUGGGGAAAUCAGCUUGCUGGCAGCAGGAGGGGGAAAUCGCCGAACAGCAAACGUCGUAGCUCAUGGCUUUGCUAACCUCUUCAUUUUGGAUAAAAAGGACUUGAAUGAGAUUUUGGUGCAUUAUCCGGAGUCUCAGAAGCUGCUGCGUAAGAAGGCAAAGAAAAUGCUGCAAAGCAACAAUAAACCCAAAGAUGAGAAAGGAGCACCUGGAGACACACUGAUCAUCCCCCCGAAAGCUGACACCCCCAAGCUCUUCCAGGCUGCCCUGGCUGCCACGGGGAGGAUGGGGGGCAAGGGGCCGCUGGCACAGCUCCGGUGGCGGCUGAAGGAGCUGAAGGCGAUGCAGGAGACGCAGGGUUCCAGUUUCAGUCCAGAGCCACCAAAAUCACCAGUGCACCAGAGAUCUCCUGUCACCUCCCACAAAGCACUCACUCACCUGGGAGAAGAAAUAUUAUCAAAAUCACCUGAUAGGUUAGUCACCAUUCGUGUGAUUUCUACGGCACAAGAGGAUGAAGAAAUCCUUGCUGCUGAGAUUUCAGAGAAAGACGAAGAAGAAAAAGAAGAGAAAUGAAAAUCAAGCAGGUCCUGGAGCAGGAGUAGGAGUCAAGCAAACACCUGGGGUAGAAGCUUUUUGUCAUUAAAGAUUUUCAUGCAGCGACUGUAGGCUUUGCUAGGUGCUGCGGGUAGGAUCUGCCUUUCUUUUCUGCCUAGACCUUCACCCACUGUUGAUAAAGCCCUCUGACAUAUGGCCCAGAACCAUACAAGGUUUCCAUGCUCUGGAGAUCUAUUUUUAUUGAGCGUCUUUAUGAACAUUCCCGCUAAAUCUCAGGCCAGUCCUCUUGUUUCAAAAUCCAGCCUUACGGAGAAGGAACCCUGAAGAAAUUGCUUUUUAUGGCUCUGGAUGGUUAAUGAGUGUUCAGAUAAAGCAUGAGGAGUUAUUCACCUCUGACAGCUGAGUCACCACUUGGCCAGGAACAACCAGAAAAAAGAAAAAAAAAGGUUUCUCUGUUGGGCUCAAGGUUGCCAGCAGCAGCUGGAGAGUGAUUCAUCCAAAAAAGAUGUGGACCAUGCUCACAAGCCUAUCACAGACCAAAUCAUAUUGUCACAAGGAGGCCAAGGUCCGUUCUGGUGUUCACAGACAAGAUGUUUGAGGGUCCCUGUGUGUUGCCAAGACCACCCUGGGUUUGCUGCUGGAAAGAGGAGUUCCUGCUGGCUGCCCACCCCGGGGAGGUGGUGGGCUCUCCAUCACUGGUGGCUGUUACAGAGAGAUUUGAUGAACAUCUUCCAGUGACGGAGAAGCGCAAUCCUGGAUGAGAUGUUCCUCGAGAUCCCUUCCAGCCCUGGGUUUCCAUGGGUGCACCAACCUGUCGCUGCUGGAGGGAUAAACUGAGAGCAGGAUCGGAGAAGCCGUGUUGCUUUCCAGCUGGGACAGGAAAGAGAAGUGUAGUAAGUGCUAUCCUCUUCCAGACAGUGUUUCAGAGUCAGAACAGAGCCCGUAGCAUGCAAACAAGUGUGCACAAGCAUGCAGGAGGUCCCUGUGCUCAUUGCUGGACUUCAGUGGCCUGCCACAUUUCCAUCCCCUUUUGGUCACUUGAUUGGCUCUGGGGCUUGUUUCCAUGGAGAAGUCACUCUGGUCUUGCUCAUCACUGCACCAGGGUGCUUGUGAAGCUGCUGGAUGGGAAGGUGAAUGCCUGGUCAGCAGCCAACACGCCCAGCUGGUGGCUCAAGGCAUCCGAUCUUCCACCAGCACCACCAGUUCUUCACCUUCCUCUCACCUUGCGCCAAUGAGAGCUUAGUGGGUGAGAUGGUGCUGGGUUUGGCUGUCCAGGUCUCCAUGGCACUGCUGGCUCCAUUGAGAGGAGCCAGUUUCCAUCCUCUGGAGGAAAAGCUGGGGCAGGUUCUGCUGCAGGGAGCAGCCCUGGAGCCGCGGCUGAGGGAUUUUUCAGGUGUUCAGCAAAUCCUGUGAGCAGUGCUGCAGGUUCCACAGCUCUGGCUGCUCAUGAUGGGUGUCAGCACCGGCGCUGUCCCCGUAGGUGGGUGAUCCCUCUUCCCAUCAGUAACCUGGGGCUGAUCUUCACCUCCUAAAAAGUCUUCUUAUAUUAUUGCAAUUUUUCUCCUCUCUGGCAAAAUAGGUGGUUUUCUGUGACGGAAAAAGGUAGGAUACAUAUUAGUGUUAAUUAACAGUGGUUUUCUCUCUUUUAAACAAAUUUAAUGAGCUCUGAUAUACAACAGGAGGGUCUGAAGCCACCACUGCCCAUAACAUUGCAGGGGAAAACCUGGGCUCACCCAAGCCUUCCUAAAGGUUUCUUGUCCUUAGUCAUUUGCAAGGACUUCCAUGCAGGGUGGAAGGUUUCAGUAGGGAGCGCAAAGUAUCUUUUGUUUCCACUAGAUAAAUAUUUAUAUAAGCGAAGGAGGAAACAUGCAAAAGUCAAGCUAGGGUUCUGAUUUGCUGCUAUGAUUUGACACAGUUUAGAAAAAAACGUUUAAAUAAAUAGUGGGCUGUAAUGGCUUUCAUAAUUCACUACAUCUACAAUAAACACCACGUAGAUUA
Messenger RNA from Columba livia (rock pigeon), 10673 nucleotides. RefSeq names its product cyclic nucleotide gated channel subunit beta 1 (gene CNGB1). Lineage: Eukaryota; Metazoa; Chordata; Aves; Columbiformes; Columbidae. Gene Ontology annotation, molecular function: intracellularly cGMP-activated cation channel activity; intracellularly cAMP-activated cation channel activity; protein-containing complex binding. The coding region runs from base 4827 to 8693 and encodes 1288 amino acids. The transcript has 34 exons. Gene Ontology annotation, cellular component: intracellular cyclic nucleotide activated cation channel complex; photoreceptor outer segment; plasma membrane. The record is from RefSeq and is a predicted model, not a curated record. Gene Ontology annotation, biological process: monoatomic cation transmembrane transport; retina homeostasis.